UGCAAAAAUUAUACAGCAUGCUGCUCUUAUCACAAGCACGGAACAUUUCUCCACCGGAAGACAAGGAGAUCUUUCAUUUCUCAUCAAAAUAAGAAACCAAAGUCCGCUUCCGUCUAGCUACUGGGGCAUCGGUAAGUAGAGAUGUAGAAAUACUUUGUUUAAUUCUGUUCCAAAGCUUGUGUUCAUCCCCCUCCACGGAGAGGGCAGGUCAGAAGCCCCCGUUCAUCCACCCGCACAAGGACACCUCUCGCUCCCGCCGCCUCCAGCCGCUGCCGCUGCCGGAAAGGCGCGGCCCGGCCCCGCCCUCGGCGCUGCGGGCCCGCCAUGGCGGCGGCGCGGCCGGCGCGGGCCCGGGCCGUGCUGCAGCAGAGCGUCUCCGCCCGCCUGCAGGUGCGGCCGCCCGAGCGCGGCUCCGAGGCGCAGUGGGUGGAGAUCCAGAGGGGGCUUGUUAUCUACAUAUGCUUCUUCAAAGGUGCUGAUGAAGAUCUUGUUCCAAAAAUCGUUGAUACGCUGUUGAAUGUUAAAUUAAGUGAAAAUGAAAACGGCGAGUUUGUCUCUGUUCUUGAUUUACCAGGCGAUGUACUCAUCAUACCACAAGCUACCCUAGGUGGUAAACCAAAGGGAAGAAAGAUGCAGUACCAUGCAAACAUUGAAAAAGAAAAAGGGUUCGAACUUUAUUCUCAGUUUGUGACUUUAUGUGAAAAAGAACUGGCUGCCAAUGCCAAAUGCCGGGAAGCCGGUGUUCUCGUCAAGCACGGCACGUACGGAAACAGGCAGGUGUUAAAACUGGAUACAAAUGGACCUUACACUCAUCUGAUCGAAUUUUGAAAAAAUAAAUUGUAUCCUGAAUACA
Prinia subflava (tawny-flanked prinia) is the source of this 853-nucleotide messenger RNA. RefSeq names its product D-aminoacyl-tRNA deacylase 2 (gene DTD2). Gene Ontology annotation, molecular function: D-tyrosyl-tRNA(Tyr) deacylase activity. The record is from RefSeq and is a predicted model, not a curated record. Gene Ontology annotation, cellular component: cytoplasm. Lineage: Eukaryota; Metazoa; Chordata; Aves; Passeriformes; Cisticolidae. The transcript is spliced from 3 exons. Gene Ontology annotation, biological process: tRNA metabolic process. Bases 325 to 828 code for a protein of 167 amino acids.